Molecule: messenger RNA, 4542 nt
Organism: Microtus oregoni (creeping vole)
Lineage: Eukaryota; Metazoa; Chordata; Mammalia; Rodentia; Cricetidae
Gene: Uck2
Product: uridine-cytidine kinase 2
Exons: 7
Coding region: 346-1131 (261 amino acids)
Cellular component (GO): cytoplasm; cytosol
Molecular function (GO): kinase activity; ATP binding
Source: RefSeq, a predicted model, not a curated record
CGGGGCGGAGGCUGGGGCCAGACUCCUGGCGAAUAGCAGCUCGCAGCCGGCCCGGAUUGGAGCAGCCUCAUCACGCUGACCUCUGCCUGGGAUGUAAACCCCACGGCCCGCCACGGGCACAGGAGAGCUCUCGGCACCUCCGGGAAAGCCGUCUCGGCCUCCCCUUCCCACCCCCUCCCCCGCUCCAGCCGCGGCCGGCCGGCCCAGCCUUGACCUCGGCGGCGGCGGUAGCGGCGACUACCAGCGGCGGCGGCGGCGGCGAAGACGCUGAGCGAGCCGGGUCGGUCGCGGGCGGGGAGCGUGCGUCGCUUCGCACAGGCUGCGAGAGGAGGGGCGGCGCGAGUCAUGGCCGGGGACAGCGAGCAGACCCUGCAGAACCACCAGCAGCCCAACGGCGGCGAGCCCUUUCUGAUCGGCGUGAGCGGGGGCACGGCCAGCGGCAAGUCUUCCGUUUGUGCCAAGAUCGUGCAGCUCCUGGGGCAGAAUGAGGUGGAUUACCGCCAGAAGCAGGUGGUCAUCCUGAGCCAGGAUAGCUUCUACCGGGUCCUCACUUCAGAGCAGAAGGCCAAAGCCCUAAAGGGCCAGUUCAACUUUGACCACCCGGAUGCCUUUGACAACGAACUCAUCUUCAAAACACUCAAAGAAAUCACCGAAGGAAAAACAGUCCAGAUACCCGUAUAUGACUUCGUCUCCCACUCACGGAAAGAGGAGACGGUCACUGUCUACCCCGCGGAUGUGGUGCUCUUUGAAGGGAUCCUGGCCUUCUACUCCCAGGAGGUCCGAGACCUGUUCCAGAUGAAGCUUUUCGUAGACACAGAUGCGGACACUCGUCUCUCUCGCAGAGUGUUGAGGGACAUCAGCGAAAGAGGGAGGGACCUUGAACAGAUUUUAUCUCAGUAUAUUACGUUCGUGAAGCCUGCCUUUGAGGAAUUCUGCUUGCCAACCAAGAAGUAUGCCGACGUGAUCAUCCCCAGAGGUGCAGACAAUCUUGUGGCCAUCAACCUCAUUGUGCAGCAUAUCCAGGACAUCCUCAACGGAGGGCUCUCCAAGCGGCAGACCAACGGCUAUCUCAACGGCUACACCCCUUCACGCAAGAGGCAGGCAUCAGAAUCCAGCAGCCGGCCACAUUGACCCCUGUGCCCUGACUCCAAUUCCCAGCCCCCAGCUCCAAGCCACAGGAGGGUCGAGAGGCUUUGGUCAUCUGUACAUACGCCUCCUUUGAAAUUACUGUAUUUAAGAAAACACCGCGAAGAUGAAUUGCCUUGAUUUUCUUGUUUUCCUUUUUUGUACUUUGGAACAGCAAAUCAAACAGAACUUGACCCUGAGCUUAAGUGACAAACUGUGCCAACUAUUACUGGUGAUGCCUAAUUAUGACUCCAACGUGUAACCAGUUAUAAAUACACAUACAUACAUAUAUAGAAAAGGAUCUAUUUUUGUGUAAAUGUACAAAUACUGUAAAGCUGUUUGCCAUAAGUAUUCUACAGGAACCUGUGCAUGGGUGUUGGGCCUGGAGCCCCACUCAGCAGGGCUCUAUGCUCUGGCAUCUGGGGAGCCACGGGGGGGUGGGUGGUCAAUUGGUUGAUGUCCCUUGCUCUCAGCACUCUGGGCCUCAGUAGGGAUGGGACUCAACUCUCAAGGCCCCCCUGACAGAUGUGCCCUCCUUGAAACUGGAGCUAAGAGAGAUACUUUUGUUCUUUUUUUUUUUUUUUUUUUUUUUUUUGGCGGGGGGUAGUUGAAAUUAAACUUGAUCUCGACUCAAAAACUCAAUCUCAGGGAAGAGGCCCACUGAAGAAGACCAAUCUGGCUGCCUUUCUCCUUGCCUCACUCUGGCCCUGUCAGCCUGGGUGGCUCCACGCCUCCAUCCUUCUUCUGCUGUCUGUCUCCUAGGAAGCCAGCGCUGUCUUUUCUGCUCUGGGGGGUCGGGGGGAAUUUUUAUAGGAUCUCUUCCUGCAGGAAAAGAGAGUUAGGUGUUGGGAAGGGUGGGAUUGUGACCCUUGGCAUGUUUAAGGAAGAACUGCCUCCUAGGGAAGUGAGUCGUCAGGUUGUCUGGACACAUUAUUGGCUAUGGAGCUGCUCUGUGCAGUCUGGGCUUUGGUUAAGGACAUCUGGUGUUGACCACUGACAGUGGCUUAUAGGAUGCCCCUGGGAGUUCCACCCAUGGAGCUGGCAGUGACUUUUUGUCCCUUCUGAGCUGGAGCUGUUCAGUAAGACGAGGACAGUGUGUGUCUCCCAUCCGAGAGUCCCACGAGAGCAGUAGUGUCAGGGUGAUUGCCUGAAUCCCACCGUCCCAUGUUAAUGUGGUGGCUGCCCAGCAGGAAGGGGCUAGGAGAAGGGAACUAUUUCUUAGAAGAUAUUAAGGGAGGGUAUUUAAAUCAUGGGUACCUAAGCUGGGGUUUUAUAUUGGAGAUGCCCGAGGUAGGGGCUUUCAGCUUUCCUGAACACUUCCUCUUGGUGGGAACUCCUUCCUGGAGGAAGCUGAUGUGCUGAGAAGAAAACUGGAGAAAAUGGGGACCAAGCGAGAAGGGACAGGUGUGUGAGAUAGAGGCCUCAGAGCCAAGGACUGUCACGUUGGUGGUCGCCAUCCUGCAGUUUGUAGGUCACAUGCUUAGUUACUGGUACCUGGACACUGCGGAGCCUCCUCUGUAGGUGGUGCUCAGCCCUCUGAGCUUCUUACUCCGUUCCUUUCCAACCUGGCUGAGGUUUCCUUGCUGUUUCAGCACCGUCCAGUUCCCUAAUCAGGAUUCAAAUUUGCCUCCAACUCUGAUUUUCUAUUUAAAAGACAUGAACCUAGGCCUUCAUAGAGCUUUGCCGUUUUCCUGAGGCACCGGGAGGCCAAGGCGCAGGCUCUGCAGCGAGUUCCCAUGAUGGCAGCUGCUGCUGGAGCAGGGAGCGUUUGGCUCAGGUACCUGUGGGGAAGGCACACACUCAGCAAGACAGAUGUGUCCUAGAGUGUCUGGGGGACAGUCUUUAUCACAUCAACUUCACGUUUGCGGUAAUCCUGAGAUAAAAGGUAGGUUAGGGCCUGACCUGGGAUCCCAAGGACAAGGGCCUUGCUGGGAUGGCGUGUGCUCAUGGGAAACCCAUUCGUGUCUGCAAGAGCCUUGGCCUCUCAGUGGCUAGCAUGCUCAACUUUACUUGAAGCUCCCAGGUGCCAAACCACUUAGUGCCUUGGCUGUCUAUCCCACUGCCGUGGAAAAUGGAUUCUUCUCAUCUCUGAGCCUUUACUUAGCCGCUUCCUCAUCUGCCUAAGGUGUUGGGACCAAACCUCCAGGGCCUCAGAGCAGCCCGUUCCUAGCUUGGACACAGCUUUGGGACUACCCUGUCCCUACUUCCUGGGAAACUAAGCAAUUCUGACUUGGCUCGAAGCAGUGUUUGCUGUGUGCAGGGAAGGGAAGGGGGCUCUGCUGCUCUGAGGCUGCCCAGCUUUUGGCCAAUUGUGCAUUUGAACUUGAACUUUGUAUAGGAAACAUUGUGGUCUGAGUCUUGAGGUUCUGGGUUUCCAAUUCCGUUGGAGAGUUGGAGGUAAACUUACUAAGAAACCAUGGCAUUUGUGGUUCUGAGGACUUUUAGCUGUUCAGAGAGGAAGGACAGCUGAGCGGUGCCACGUAACAUUAAUCACAGGUGCACAAAUCCCUUGGCUUCAGAGCCACCCAAUGGUGCUCGCUUCUCCCUCCUGGCUCACAUACUGUCUUUAGGAAACAAGCUUCUAAGCCUUGGGUCACAGGAAGGCCCAGCCUCACACUCCAUCAUGCUAAAGAAACUCAACUAACUGUGACUUCUCUUUGGGGAACCCGAGGCUGGUGUGGGGGGGAAAAAAGAAAAAAGACAGGAAUCUGAGUUAGAGCAGGCCCUGGAGAAGGGCGUGGGGUCAGGCCUUAGGGGGAGGGCGGUGUCCAAGUCACCUGUCUCAGAACUAAUUAAUAUUCACGAUGGUGGCUACUGAGAAUGUGGGGAAGUUGCCUCCAGCUUGCUCUAGCCAAGGUGGGUUGCCUGUCUUGGGAAGCAGCUGGGUCAGGUGUUCCGCUGAGUAGCCACGAGGGACUGGUCCACGCUGACUGCAAGCCUCUUGCAGGGAAGUGUUUUUCAUUGGGCUGCCUGUGGAGAGGCUAAGGUCAGUCCGGGGUACACACAGCCUGGUGCUUCUGGGAAGGACUGGCUGACCUCUGCCGUUUAUCCUUUUACUCUGGGCAGAUGACAAUGCUUGUGUUGGACAAAACAAGGCAGAGAGCAAGUUGGGAAAGGCACAGAUGUUGGAUGCAUCUGGAGUGUGCAGGGCCCCAUUUAGGACUCUGGCUCUGGGCCUGCUCUGCUCUCAGGAUGCCAGGCACAGUGACAAGGUGUUAUGGCAGCUUCCUGUUCUCUCAGGCAGUGACUUCCCAUCCAGGCCUGCCUCGGGAGCGAGGGUGAGUGGCUAGGUAGAUACCUAGGCUGUUCUUUUCCUAGAAGAUGCUGUCUCUUCCCUUCUUGGUUUUACUGCCCUACCUUUGUUAGUGCUAUGAAAUGACCACAUCCUAUGUACUUGCUGUAAAUAAAGACGGACAA